GUGCUGCCAUCGCUGGAGUCUACAGAGCUGCGGGGAAAAAGAUGAUUCCCUUUGAAGCCCUGAUUUUAGGGGUGGGUCAGACCUUCUGCGUGGUGGUGGUUUCGUUUCUACGGAUUUUAGCCACUCUCUAG
This is a messenger RNA of Antrostomus carolinensis (chuck-will's-widow), 131 nucleotides long. RefSeq names its product transmembrane protein 170A. The record is from RefSeq and is a predicted model, not a curated record. The transcript has a single exon. Gene Ontology annotation, biological process: endoplasmic reticulum tubular network organization. Gene Ontology annotation, cellular component: endoplasmic reticulum membrane. The annotation marks the transcript as partial. NCBI's taxonomy places the organism in Eukaryota, Metazoa, Chordata, Aves, Caprimulgiformes, Caprimulgidae.